AUGUUUCUUCCCGGAAGGUUUCCGGUCAGAUGGAUAACCUUGCUGAUAGCGUGCUUGAUCAGUGUCGGAAGCUGUUAUGAUGUGGAUGUGCAGCAAUUUAAAGAUUCCGGAUUUCAAAUCGGUCCAAAAUUUGUCGGAGUUACCAUCGAUUCCGGUAUAUUCGGACAUUUUUCAGAGCUGCAAUUGCAGAACCCUAAAGUGCUGACUCUGGCUAAAGGGUUAACCCCUAAUAGAGUGCGUGUUGGCGGUACUGACUGUGAUUUUGUUAUUUUCAAUGAUACAGUAACUAGUGGUUUAAAUAAACAGAGUAAUCAUACUAAUACUUCCAUGACUGUUGCUGAUUGGGACGAACUGAACAAUUUUGUGAGGAGUGUUGGUUGGGAUUUGAUUUUUGAUUUUAACGAGUUUCUGCGGAAGGGAGACAACUGGGAUCCUACCAAUGCCAUAGAAAUCCUGAAAUACUCACAACAGAAGGGAUAUAAACUGUGGGGAUAUGAGCUAGGAAAUGAAUUGGAUGUAUUUCGAGAGAAUAAUCUAUCUGUUCCACAGAUCGCAUCUGAUUUCAUUUACUUCAGACAGCUGUUAGAAAGUAUGGCCGGAAUAUCACCUUUUACCCUACUAGGACCAGACGCUGGAACUGUGGAGAAUAGAUCCGAUGUUUAUAUGACGGCGUUCUUUAAAGCUGGUGGAGCUAAUGCUAUCGACGUCUCAACUUGGCAUCAUUACUAUAUGAACAGUCUAAAAGCAACAGUUGAGAAAUUCCACGACGUCAAGACUCUAGAAUCGCUCAGACCAGAAUUAACUAAAGUUAUGGAAAUCUGCAGAGAAUAUGCUCCAGGAAAAGAGGUUUGGUUGGGAGAAACAUCUUCGUCUUAUGGUGGUGGAGCUCAUGACAUAUCUGAUAGAUACGUCGCUAGUUUCUUAUGGUUAGAUAAACUCGGUCUGUCAUCAUCUCUGGGAAUUCAAGGUAUACUACGACAGACGUUUUAUGGUGGAAACUAUGCUUUAAUGGGAUCUACAUUUGAUCCCAAUCCGGACUAUUGGUUGACCUAUUUGUAUAAAAGAUUGGUUGGUAGUCCAGUUUUAAAGGUACCAGAGGUUUCCAGUGAUUUCAGACUUUAUGCUCACUGUACCAAUACUAACAGAUUGGUUGGUAGUCCAGUUUUAAAGGUACCGGAGGUUUCCAGUGAUUUCAGACUUUAUGCUCACUGUACUAAUACUAACAGCUCCAGUCAAUAUGAAAAGGGGAGUAUAACGAUGUAUUUUAUGAAUCUAGGAGUUGAUACCAUACCACUUGACUUUCCUGAUAUUUCUCACAACCCAGUCGAUGUUUAUAUCUUCAGUCCAGGAGAAUACAGAAACCUGACCUCCAAGAGUGUUAGAAUGAAUGGUCAAAUUCUGGAAUUGAAGAACGAGUACGAGUUACCGCCCUUGAUACCAGAGAGUCGUAACAGCACGGUUAAUAUUGAAGCUUAUGAGAUGGGUUAUAUCGUACUCCCGAAUGUUAAAUCAACACCAUGUCUUUGA
Molecule: messenger RNA, 1527 nt
Organism: Lottia gigantea (owl limpet)
Lineage: Eukaryota; Metazoa; Mollusca; Gastropoda; Lottiidae
Exons: 11
Coding region: 1-1527 (508 amino acids)
Cellular component (GO): membrane; extracellular matrix
Molecular function (GO): hydrolase activity, acting on glycosyl bonds
Source: RefSeq, a predicted model, not a curated record